UGCUGAACUAGUGUAAUAAGUUAGAGUGAAAAAAGUAUAGUUAUCUCAUUUUUGAGCAGUCUCAUCUUGUAGCAGCGAAUGAUUGAUAUUUUUUACUGGUGUGGAGGAUAGGAGUUUCAUCUCAUCGUGUGUCUGUCAACUGUGUUGUUAUGUUGACGUCUUUACGUCGAGCUUGCGGGCUCUUUGCUCAGAAAAAUAUUAGAGCAGUACAAACAACAGCAAAUUGUGCAUCUGACCAGCUAUUUAUUCAUAGAGAUAGUGAACAUGACAACCCAAAUAUACCAUUUGAAUUCAAUGAGGCCAAUAAGAAACGUAUAAAAGCACUCCUUGCAAUUUAUCCUGAAGGUCAUAAACGUGGUGCUAUGAUACCACUGUUGGACUUGGCACAACGGCAGCAUGGUUGGCUACCAAUCUCUGCCAUGCAUAAAGUUGCGGAGAUAUUGGAUCUUCCACGCAUGAGAGUAUAUGAAGUAGCUACAUUCUAUACAAUGUUUAAUCGGAGACCCAUGGGAAAAUAUCAUGUACAGAUCUGUACUUGUACUCCAUGCUGGUUGCGUGAUUCCGACUCAAUAGUAGAAGCUGUGACAAAGGCUACAAACUGUGAGAUUGGUGCUACUUCUGCUGACAAAUUAUUCACAAUAUCUGAAGUAGAAUGUCUUGGUGCUUGUGCCAAUGCCCCUAUGUUCCAAGUGAAUGAUGAUUAUUAUGAGGAUCUGACUCCAGAAAGUGCAACAGUUAUAAUAAACGCUUUUAAGAAAGGAGAGAGACCUCCAGCAGGCCCACAAAACUCUACUAGAUUUGCAGCUGAUCCUGCUGGUGGUUUAACAUCAUUAACAACUCCACCACCAGGCCCUGGAUUUGGUAUUAGAUCGGAUUUGUAAAAUUUAUUUUCGAUAAGAUUGUAGUAUAAACAUUAAUGAAUGUAAGACAGAUGCUAUAAUAAACAUAGUAAGAUAGUGGAUCAUGCA
Harpegnathos saltator (Jerdon's jumping ant) is the source of this 968-nucleotide messenger RNA. RefSeq names its product NADH dehydrogenase ubiquinone (gene ND-24). Gene Ontology annotation, biological process: mitochondrial electron transport, NADH to ubiquinone. Gene Ontology annotation, molecular function: NADH dehydrogenase activity. The transcript is spliced from 4 exons. NCBI's taxonomy places the organism in Eukaryota, Metazoa, Arthropoda, Insecta, Hymenoptera, Formicidae. Bases 150 to 881 code for a protein of 243 amino acids. The record is from RefSeq and is a predicted model, not a curated record. Gene Ontology annotation, cellular component: respiratory chain complex I.